GUAAAUCACAAGCACGAGUACUCCGCGACUUCGCGGUACUUUCCAGCACCAAUAAUUAUGAUUCGCUUGCAAAACAUUAUUUAAUUGAUAACAUUACGACGGAUGGGAGCAGAGCGAAUCGCUCACUUUGCUCGCGCCGACAGUCUCCGACCGCGCGUCGACCCGUUAACAAGAGCAAUUAAAGCGGGCGUUCUUGAAAGAUUGUAAUUUUGGGUUGAACCGGAUGUUCCCCUUUCGCAAAAUUUGAGGUCGGUCGACGCUACCGAAAAGUGUGGUGAAAUUAGUGCUUCUGAAAACCGGAUACAUAUCUUGAGGACGCGAUCAACAAAGGAUCGUGCGUUUCACGUCGGACGAUCGCGUUGCAGUUGAUAACACGAUGGAGGUUUCCAACAGCACCGGGUUCCUGCUGCAAACAAUGCUCCUGAUGGCGAAUCACCAGUGGAACAACAGCCUGUACAACGCGAUCCACAACGUGUCUUCGAGUGACGGCGCCGGCAACGUAACGUUGACUGAGGAAAACACCCGCUGUUACGGCGUCUACGGAUGCUUCCCGCUGACGUACCCGUGGGUGGACGAGAAGCGACCGCUGGCGUACCAUCCGCGAUCGCCGGCCCAGGUCGACGUGAGGUUCCCAGUGUUCAACAAGCCGGUGCGGGAGCACCCGCGGUUCAUCGACAUCAACGAUCCGGACGACGUGAAGAACCUGGGGAUUCGGGCUGACGAAGCGAUCUACUUUGUGACCCACGGGUACAUCGAGUCCGGCGAUCGACCAUGGAUCAAAGGCUUCGUGGACACCUUCCUGGAGCACGAUCCCAAAUCAACGGUGGUGAUCAUCGACUGGCGAAGGGCCUCCACCCCUCCCUACACCCAGUGCGUCGCGGACAUCCGCUUGGUCGGAGCCAUUUGCGCUCACGUCAUCCACAUGCUGUACCAAGAGCUCGGGAUGCGUAACUUGGAUAAGGUCCACCUCCUCGGUCAUUCCCUCGGAGCGCACACGUGCGGUUACGUCGGGUACUACCUGCAGCGGGACUUUGGACUCAAGUUGGGCCGCAUCACCGGGAUGGACCCGGCGGAGCCCAUGUUCUCCGACACCGAUCCCAUCGUCCGGCUCGAUACCUCCGAUGCCAAGUUCGUCGACAUCAUCCACACCGACGCAACGCCCUGGGUUCAGCGCUGGCCACGACCCGGAGGUCUCGGAAUGUACCAGUCGAUCGGUCACGUUGACUUCUACCCCAACGGAGGUAGCAAUCAAGCCGGUUGCGGUGACGCCAUGGAAAAGUUCAUCCAGAAGAACGACGAUUCCUUCUUCUGGGGAUUCCAGGAGUUCUUCGGCUGUAACCACCUGCGUUGUCACCAACUCUACACCGACGCGAUCGCGCAGCGCUGCCCAUUCGUAGGGAUCGGCUGUGAAUCGUACGAAAAGUUCCUCGCUGGAGAUUGCUUCGAGUGUGACGUCGACGGACACUACUGCGUAGACUUUGGUCCGAACGCCUGGAAGAGCUACCGCCGCUUGAUCGAGAACGGCGUCAUGGUCGAACCCAGACCGAUCCGGGCAUACAUGAUCACCGGCGACGGAGUGCCCUUCUGUCGGACCCACUUCAAGGUGACCCUCGUCCUCUCGGACAGCGAAGAAAGCCUCAUGCACGGCGGCGAAAUCGGCAAGAUGUCCCUAGAGUUCUACGGCGAGGUCCGCAACCGAACCCAGCGCAUGGAGUUCUCCAAGGAUCCGCUGUACUUCGAGCCCGGCAAGAACUACUCGGCCGUGAUGGCCGGCAAGGACGUGGGACUGCCGCGGAAGGCGCUCGUCAGUUGGGAGUACAAGACGAACCCGUUGAAUCCGCUGACGUGGCGACUGUUGGCCGCUCCGAGGGUGUACGUGGCCUACAUCGUGGUCCAGACGCUGGAGCACCGAUCGCGGCAGGUGUUUUGUCCGCUGCAGCAGGCGGCCGUGCAGGCCGACAGAGACAACGAGUUCCGGGCGGAUUAUUGCAGUAACUAGACAAUUCAUGAACAUGUUAUUGCUUUAAGUAAUUUGUUACAAUAAACUUUUAUUCAAUAUUAAA
Molecule: messenger RNA, 2063 nt
Organism: Culex pipiens pallens (northern house mosquito)
Lineage: Eukaryota; Metazoa; Arthropoda; Insecta; Diptera; Culicidae
Product: pancreatic triacylglycerol lipase-like
Exons: 3
Coding region: 377-1999 (540 amino acids)
Biological process (GO): lipid metabolic process
Molecular function (GO): carboxylic ester hydrolase activity; lipase activity
Source: RefSeq, a predicted model, not a curated record